AUGACUUAGAAAAAGAAAGAAAGAGAGUUUUAGAGACAACCUUUGUCCAUUCUCAUUUCUUCCACCUUUACAAAUUUCCCUUUCCUUUUUAUUCUUCUCGUUUACAAAAAAAGAGGCAUUUGGCAUCGUUGUUCUGCUCUUCACUUAAUUUAUUGUGUUGGAAUGUUGGUUUUGUGUGUUGAAGAUUAAGGUGGAAGUGGUUCUCAAUGGAUUGGAAGAGAACUACUUUGAAGAACUAUGGACUGGUUUUAUUGGGAUUUUUGUUGAUAUGUGUAAUUCAGAUUUCAAAUGCUCUCACUGAUCCCACGGAUGUUGCUGCACUUAAUAGCUUACAUGCUUCACUGGGAUCUCCUCUUCUACCUGGAUGGGUUUCAAGUGGUGGAGAUCCAUGCGGAGAAGGGUGGCAAGGCAUUCAAUGUAAUGGUUCCUUCAUACAAAAAAUUGUUCUGAAUGGUGCAAAUUUGGGAGGAGAACUCGGUGAUAGUCUGGCAACAUUUGUUACAAUCUCAGUAAUCGAUCUGAGUAACAAUAACAUUGGAGGAAGUAUUCCGUCCAGUUUGCCAGUUACGAUGAGAAACUUUUUUCUUUCAGACAACCUGUUUACCGGAAGUAUUCCAACGUCUUUAGCCACUUUAAGCGGAAUGACAGACAUGUCUCUUAACAACAAUCAUUUAACUGGAGAAAUACCAGAUGCGUUUCAGUCAUUUACACAAUUGAUCAAUCUAGAUUUAUCUAGUAAUAAUCUGAGUGGGGAACUGCCUCCUUCGGUGGAGAAUUUGUCAUCUUUGACCACCCUACGCUUGCAGGAUAAUCAACUAUCUGGGACACUUGAUGUUUUACAAGACCUUCCUCUGAAAGAUUUGAAUGUCGAGAACAACCAAUUUGUUGGCCCAAUACCUCCAAAGCUGCUAAGUAUCCCUAACUUCAGACAAGCUGGAAAUCCAUUUAAUGAUAAUACCACGGUAACUCCUGCUCCUCCACCUCGCUCCCCAGUAACAGCACCGCCAGGAGCACCUCCCGGAGAACCUUCAGGAGCACCUCCAGGAACACCGCCAGGAGCACCAUUUUUUGUUGUACCAUCUGGUCCUGGUCGUGUACCUCCUAAAAAGGCUGAUGGACCAACUGCAGCGGUUGAGUCAAAUUCUGGGAAAUCAAACAAACAUACCAAAAGGGUAGUUUUAAUAUCUAUUGGCAGUGUUUUGGCAUUCAUAAUUUUGGUACUAGCACUCGUUCUAUUUAUUCCAAGAUGUGGUAAAAGGGAACGAGUUGACCGAAGGUCCAAACGACAUCAAAUUGGUGCUUUUGGAGGUGAAAGGCAACAAAAUCCUAGGGAUUUAGGGGCUAUAGUCCUACCACCUAAUCAAACAGACAAAGUACCGACCCGUGAUGUCUUGAGGCCAAAUAACGACCGCCAAGAAGAGCCUAGGAGAGCGUGGGCUGUUCCGAUUCCAAAUGCACAGGAUAAGAAAGAGAAGGAUGUGCCAAGAAUGGCGACAAUACCAAAGCCGAGAGAUCAUGAGAUUGAUAUGAGUACACCAGAAGUAUAUUUUGUGCCUCCGCCGCCGCCGCCGCCGCCCCCUCCUCCUCCGCCACCGCCACCCCCACCUCCUCCUCCCCCUCCUACUAUGAGGAUGAUUGUUGAGCCAGCCAUUCCCCACAGAGGGACUAAUGUUAAUCCAUCCUUAAGAAGUUCAAUUUUUCCUCCUACUUUUGCAAAAUCUUUCACCAUUGCAUCCCUUCAACAGUAUACAAAUAGCUUUUCUCAAGAAAAUCUUAUAGGAGGAGGCAUGUUGGGCACUGUGUACAGGGCAGAGCUUCCUGAUGGGAAGUUGUUUGCUGUAAAGAAACUAGACAAAAGAACCUCUGUUCACCAGAAGGAUGAUGAGUUUCUUGAAUUGAUUAAUAAUAUUGACAGAAUAAGACAUACAAAUAUUGUUGAGCUUAUUGGAUACUGUUCAGAGCAUGGACAAAGGCUUCUGAUCUAUGAGUACUGCAGUAACGGGUCACUAUAUGAUGUACUCCACUCAGAUGAUGAAUUCAAAGCAACACUAUCAUGGAAUACUCGCAUUCGGAUGGCACUUGGUGCAGCUAGAGCCUUAGAAUAUUUGCAUGAGCAAUGUCAGCCCCCUGUGGUACACAGAAAUUUGAAGUCCGCCAAUGUUCUCCUUGAUGAUGAUCUAUCUGUGCGUGUAUCUGAUUGUGGUUUAGCUCCAUUAAUAGCUUCAGGUUCUGUAACUCAGCUCUCGGGUAACCUGCAAUCAGCUUACGGUUAUGGAGCUCCAGAGUUUGAAUCAGGAACUUACACUUACCAAAGUGACGUUUACAGUGUUGGAGUUGUUAUGUUAGAACUUUUAACCGGCCGUCAGUCCCAUGACAGCACACGUCCACGAGGGGAGCAAUUUCUUGCUAGAUGGGCGAUUCCCAAACUUCACGAUAUCGAUGCAUUAUCAAAAAUGGUCGACCCUUCUUUAAAUGGAGUUUACCCUGCAAAGUCAUUGUCAAAUUUCGCAGACAUUAUUUCACGAUGCCUUCAGCCGGAGCCUGAAUUUAGACCAGCAAUGUCAGAAGUUGUCUUAUACUUACUAAAUAUGAUAAAGAGGGAGUCUCAGAAAAGUGAUUCAAAUGAAAAAUGACAAAGAUGGUGAUAUUUGUUCAUGAAUUGAUGUGUAAAGUUUUAGCUACUGUCUUAAGAUUAUUGUGCAUAAGCAUAGAUAGAUAUCAAUCAUUAUACUCAUGUUACCAAAGGAAGGCCCCAUUUGUUGUCUCCACACUUUAUACUUCUUGCUAACCUGCUCGACAUUCAUAGGUUCGUCGUAGUGUUUUUUAUCUGUUAAUUUCUAGUUCAUUAUACCAUGACAUGACAGUGCUGCAUA
Vicia villosa (hairy vetch) is the source of this 2873-nucleotide messenger RNA. RefSeq names its product protein STRUBBELIG-RECEPTOR FAMILY 3-like. Bases 207 to 2633 code for a protein of 808 amino acids. The record is from RefSeq and is a predicted model, not a curated record. Gene Ontology annotation, biological process: protein phosphorylation. Gene Ontology annotation, molecular function: protein kinase activity; protein binding; ATP binding. The transcript has 18 exons. NCBI's taxonomy places the organism in Eukaryota, Viridiplantae, Streptophyta, Magnoliopsida, Fabales, Fabaceae.